AAGAAUUGGAGGAAGCAGGUGCCUUCGAUAUUCUUGCAAUUUAGUUGAUACCCUUAUAUUUUCACUUUUAUUCAGGUUCCUUUCUUGGAUUUGGUUUUGUUCAUUUGAGUAAUUAAACGUGCAUGGAUGUGACAACGGUCAUUUAGUGCAAGCGAGAAAGUGAGACAGACAGUCUGACAGAAACGAUAGAGAGAGCGAAAAGGUGCAGGACCAACCACCAGUGGUACACUCCGAUCGUCUUUAAAUACAUUCUUCAAGUGUUUACGAGCAUAAACCAAACCAGUCUUCAAAAAUCUAUUUAAAACAAUUCCAGAAGAUCGUGUGUGUAACUGAUAGCCCAAGUUUAGUUUUAUCUACCUUCAUUUCGACAGUGAUUGUGUCAUACAAGAACCUAUCUACACUCAGAAACUCGGAAAAUCACUUCGUGAUUCCCUUUUUCAUUUUUCUUUUCUCGUUUUAUAAAACUAUACCCUCGUCAAGGACGCAAUAUCAUACCGUCAUUGAAAUCGGUGUUCAGCCCACCACAUAGCGGUGACACCACGAACGCCUUUUGUUGAAACGCAACAGACGCCAAUAUUCGCUGACUCGGACUGACAGGAUCGCUUCGUGUUGUGUUCUGGGAAGGAAAAUGGCGGACCGAUUUGUCCCAAAGAGACGCAAGGGCAGGAAGAGCCAGGCUAUGCGUAUUGUGAGGACCAUUGGCCAAGCAUUCGAAGUGUGUCACAAACUGGGUGGUCAGUCCAGGCCAGCUUCAGAGCUCAAGGAAGACACCAGUGACCGGUCCUCGGAGGACAACGAAAGACGUGUGGCUAAUAAUUUCCCUGAAGCUAUCCUCUCCCCUGAGCUCUCCGGGGCAGCCCCGAGACAGUGCUGAGAACAGCGAUCAGCUACCACUGAGUCACCACCACCAGAUGCAGCUGGUCAGACAACAGUUGGAGCAACAGCAGCAUCAGACACAGGUGGCCAUAGCCCAGGUACAUUUGCUGAAGGACCAGCUUUCUGCGGAGACGGCUGCCCGGAUUGAGGCUCAGGCUCGAGCCCACCAACUUUUGCUUCACAACAAAGAUUUGCUUGACCACGUGACCGUAUUGGUGUCACGUGUCCAAGCUCUGGAGAUGAAAGUCCAGUCUGUGACGUCACACACUCAGCAGGAAGUCUAUCAAGUGACGUCCCCUGCCUCUUCACUUCCUGACGCGACCACGCCCCGCCCCGCCCCCGUCUAUCUCCCCGACAUGCGUCCGUCCUCGUCCAAUCAUUUCUUAGACAACGAGCUUAUGGGCGGGACCGCCACGUUCGCCAACCCCAAAGCUGCCAAUCUGGACGCCGACUCCCCGGACAGCGGGCACAAAGAGAUGUCUUCGGAGAGCCUCGUCUACAGCCUUACCAACGGCGACGCCAGCGGUUGGCUGAAUCCCUACGGAUGUCCCGCCCCCUCUAUGACGUCGUCCAAUCAUGAGUCAAACGUCAGAGCGGAGAGCGGCGUGAAUGGCUGGCUGAGCCCCGCUCGCUCCUCCUCCUCCCCGCCCUCGUCCUCCCCCAGCAAGAGCAGCACACUGAAGGGUGGGAGCACGAGUAGUGUGGAUAAUCAGGGUGUCGUUCCCCCCGACACCGGCCUCCACUGCCCCUCCCCUUCUUACAGCAGCAGCAACAACAACAUGAGUAGUAUCAGCAGCUGCAGCAGCAGCAACAGCAACAGCAACAACAACAACAACAACAAUAAUAAUAAUAGCAACAACAAUAAUGAAACGUAUGUCUCACGUUCGGCUAACUUCUACCGUUCGCCUUCUGCAAAUUCUCCAGCCGCACGGAAAGAGGCUUCAGAUAGAGUCAAGCUUAUCUCUCCCAUAAACACACAGGGUUCACACUUAGAUUUGAACCCCCGUGGUCUCCAACACAUGGACGACAAGCCUUCUGCCUCACCCUCCUCCUCCUCCCUCUCUUCUGGCGGUCUUAUGAUCGCCUCAUCAAUGUCCGCCUCGUCGACCACGGCAACUUCUCUCAUCUCCUCUACAUCGUCGUCUCUCUCUUCUUCUUCUGGAGCAGCCCCCAAACUAGAUCCCCCGCCCAAGUUUCGACGCACAUCGAGACCGAUCGAGCGAUGGGAGAGGGGGAGCUGGUAUGGUUCUCAGUUCCCGGACAACCCUCUAGCGAUGACAUCAGACAGUGACUACUACUCCGCGUAUGCUACCAGCAGCGUCGGAAGCAACAACAGCAAAGGAGGAGGGGGAGGAGGAGGAGGAGGAGGAGGAGUUGGUGGUGGUGGUGUUGGUGGUGCUCUUGGUGCUGGGGGAGGGUUAAGCAGUAGCUACGUUGGUGGUGGUGGUGGUGGUGGCGUGGUGCUGCGCAACCACAACCGCAACAACAGCAACGCCAGCAGCUGCAGUAGCAGCAGCAAUAACAUCGCGGCCGGCGGCGCUUUCCGAUACAGUGACUCCAGCGCUCGUUCGUCUCUAUGCAGCGACAACCGUGACUCCACGGCUUCCUACAACGCUCUCAGACAGAGGCUGGAGCUGAAAAUUAAUGAUCUGAACACUGCCCAACAACAACAACAACAGCAACAACAUUCACAAUCACCUCACCACCACCAACAACACCAACAGCCACAGUCGCAGAGAGCUUGGAAGAAUCCAUUUAGUCCUGUCAAAUCUGGAAGAUCUUUAACCGAUCCAAACGUUCUUGCAAACUCCUUUGAAAUUGAUCCAACUGCUGAAGCCAAUGGAAAGUCCCCCUCAGCCUCAGGUGGUUGGAUAACUUCAGGGAGUUCUCAUGAGGCUCCAGGAAACCUUGACCGUCCUAGGAGUUCCCCAGGAGCGCGAGGCGGUCCAGGGAUCGCCAAAGCAUUUUCUGGGGCUGGCUCUAGUUCAUGGGAAGUGGAUGGACUAGAUCUUAGUGUACCAGGAGAUUGUAAAUGCUAG
Messenger RNA from Aplysia californica (California sea hare), 2915 nucleotides. Its product is annotated as myosin-G heavy chain. Lineage: Eukaryota; Metazoa; Mollusca; Gastropoda; Aplysiida; Aplysiidae. Gene Ontology annotation, molecular function: nitric-oxide synthase binding. The record is from RefSeq and is a predicted model, not a curated record.